UGUCUUCUCAUCCUCAUGGUGCUGAUGCUGCUGCUGAUGCUGGUGCUGCUGGUGCUGCUGCUGCUUGGUGGUGCUGAUGGAGCAGGUGGAGCCCGGAGGAAAGUGUCUCUGGUGGAGCUACAGCAGGUGGUGACGGAGGCGCUGGAGCAGCAGCUACAGCCUCUCAACACCGCCCUCAGGCUCGUCAGACUCGAUGCCUUCACCGACAGUAUACACCGUCAGCUGGGCACGAUGGAGCACAUCCAGAGCAAGUUACUGACGGAGUAUGGAGAGCUGAGAGCUGCUGUGGGAGAGGUGUCUCGCAACACCGUGGAACUUGCCAAGCAGGUGGCCACACUGGAUGUACGUCUCGCUGCCAUCGACAGAGCUCUCUCUCCUCCACGAGACCGACAACUUCCCCGGGAUAACCUGGAGCCUGACCCCGUCAACAACGAGGACUACCCCCAAUCAGCCGUGCCUCACGACUUGACCCAGGUCACAGAUGCUGUCAGAGAUGCUGUCAACUCUAUCAACAACAGAUUACAGUCAACGGAGCGGAGGUUCAAGGAGGACUUGGCCACUCUGGAGAACAGGACGACGGAGGCGCUGAAGAAGUCCCACUCAGACCUGGACCGACGCAUGGCCAUCGCUGGCCUCGACAGCGUUCUCAUCCUCAACACGUUGGAUAAGAUGGCCAACAAGAGCUGUUCCCAGCAGCUGUCUAACAGACGUAGGCCUGUCGGAGUGUCUUCAUCCCACCAAGAGGCUCACGACGACGCUCUGUUAGCACGACCACGGCCCCAGAAGGCCAACCUGGAGGAGAGCCCCACGCAGGAUGAACUGGCAUACUUCCCGGCGGAGGCAGAAGGAGAGGAGGGUGAAAAUCAGGUACCGAGUACUGGGGCUUCGGGAGAACGCGUGAGAACCUGGCUGAUUCGCGAAGGAGGACGCCCAAUACCCGAGGUACAGACACUCAGCUUGGGCAUGGUCACUCGACUCGCCUCUGAGAUCGCCAGACAGAUGGCUGAGGAAGAAGGAGAGAGUGACCAGCCCCGAGACUGUGCUGCUGUGGCUGCGGCAGGAGAGACCACUAGCGGGGUCUACACCAUCUUCCCAGCCUCCUGCACUGCCAGGUUCUCCGUCCAGGUGAGUUAGAUUAUUUUUUUUUUU
Molecule: messenger RNA, 1149 nt
Organism: Cherax quadricarinatus
Lineage: Eukaryota; Metazoa; Arthropoda; Malacostraca; Decapoda; Parastacidae
Source: RefSeq, a predicted model, not a curated record